Messenger RNA from Acipenser ruthenus (sterlet), 2560 nucleotides. It is a transcript of the gene grb7, whose product is annotated as growth factor receptor bound protein 7. The record is from RefSeq and is a predicted model, not a curated record. The transcript is spliced from 16 exons. Gene Ontology annotation, biological process: signal transduction. Bases 251 to 1768 code for a protein of 505 amino acids. NCBI's taxonomy places the organism in Eukaryota, Metazoa, Chordata, Actinopteri, Acipenseriformes, Acipenseridae.
GGAAGGAAGGAGAGAGAGAGAGAGAGAAGGAGGAGGGCAGGGUAGAGAACAAGGAAACAGGAAAUCCUCGUUCAGGAUCCUCAUAAGGAAGCAGUCUCCAUCGCAGCUCGCACAGAAGACAGAGGGAGGUUUGGCAGCUAAUCCAGCCAGGCUUAUCCACAGGGGAGUCAAAACAACAAUCACAUCACAACCCCCUCAGGGCCCUGGGUCCACAGGGGGGAUAUAUAUCAAACGACUCUCAGAGAACUCGAUGGAUGCGAUGGGGCCGCAGCGAGAGCCCAGACAGGCGGACGGACAGGCGCCCCUGCCCACAGCCCCCCCCUCAGUGAAGAGAUCUCAGCCCCUGAGCAUCCAGAACUCCAGGCUGAAGGAACAAGACUCGAUACCCAAUCCCUUCCCUGAGCUCUGCAGCCCUGCUCACUCUCCCAUCCUGAUUGGCUCCCCGCUGGGCACAGGCACACCCCCUGCACCCGGCACACACCUGGUAAAGGUCUGCAUUGAGGACGGGCGCUCGCGAUCUCUGGGGGUUCCUGAGGGGGCCACAGCGAGGGACGUGUGCAGCCUGCUGGUGCAGCGCACCCAGAGCAGAGACCAGGAGACAUGGGCACUGGUGGAGAUACACCCCCACCUGGGGCUAGAGCGCUGUCUGGAGGACCACGAGAUCGUUCUGGAGAUCCAGGCCACCUGGCCACUAGAGGGCGACAGCAGGUUCCUGUUCCGCAAGAACUACGCCAAGUAUGAGUUCUUCAAGAAGCCCAUGCACUUUUUCCCAGAGCACAUGAUCUCAGACUGUCUGGACAUCAACAAGGGCAUGACAUCAUCAGAACUCAUCCAGAACCUGCUGCUGUCGGGCAGCUGCCCGGAGAUCCAGGGCUCCCUACAAGUGCGGGAGACGGGCAAGAAGGGCUGGAAGAGAAGCUGCUUCUUCCUCAGGAAGUCGGGGCUCUACCACUCCAACAAGGGCAGCUCCAAGGAGCCCCGGCACCUGCAGUACGUGGCUGACCUGGAGGAGCUAAAUAUCUACAGUGUGUCUCAGAGCAGGAAGCUAUACGGGGCCCCCAGCGACUUCACAUUCUGCAUCAAGCCCUGUCGGAAGCGUUUUUGCGCACGGGACCUGAAGCUGCUGUGUGCCGAGGAUGAGAGAACGAGAGCCUGCUGGAUCACAGCCUUCCGACUGUUCAAGUUUGGGCAGCAGCUGCGGUGUAAUUACCAGCUCUCCUUGUCGACGAAGAAUCAGGACAGAGGCCGGCUCCCCCCAGGCAAGAGUGCGUCGGAGGCUGCCCUGGUAGCGAUGGAUUUCUCUGGGAAGGAGGGGGGACGAGUGAUCGAAAACCCCAAAGAAGCACGAACCGUGGAGCAGGAGGAGGGUCAAGCAUGGAGGAAGAAGACUAGUCACCGGUACAGCCUGCCCAGCUCCUACCAAUACUCCCUCAGCGCAGUGAUUCAUCGCACGCAGGCCUGGUUUCAUGGUGGAGUCUCGCGGAAGGAAGCUCAGCAGCUCAUUCAGGAGCAGGGCCAGGUGGACGGGAUGUUCCUGAUUCGAGAGAGCCAGCAGCAUGCAAACUGCUUCGUCCUGUCGCUGUGCUACCAGCGGAAAACCAAACACUACCUCAUCAUCCAGUGUGAAGAGGAGGGCAGGCUCUACUACACGAUGGAUGACGGCCUCACUCUCUUCACGGAUCUCAUUCAGCUCGUGGAAUUCCACCAGAUCAACUGCGGGAUCCUGCCCGUGCGACUCAAACACUACUGCGCCUGCGUGGCGCUGUAACGAGACCUCCACACCACUGGGGGAGCUGUCUGUCUGUCUGUCUGCCUGCCUGUCUGUCUGUCUGCCUGCCUGCCUGUCUGUCUGUAUAAUCGUGCUGAUAGGUGCUUGUAUUUAUACUUCAUGCUAGUCUGUGCUUUCUGUGAAAAUCCGUUCACUUCUGUUCUGAAAUACUCUGUUUCUCAAACAGCAGCCUGGUGCAGUCCCCGCUUCUCCCCACAAGAGGGCAGAUUGGUACUAAACAAUAGGCAGAUUUCCAUGCAUUUAUAGAUUUGCAUGAGUAUUUACUCAUACUGAGUAUGCAGGAUACUUAUCUGGAAUAUAUCCCCUUCAGUCACUGCCUGUAUAAUUGCACCAUGCUAAAUUUCCUAUCUAUGUAUCUAUUUUAUAAUGCAUAGAUGGGUUUUUUUCAAAUUUUUGGCCGGGCAACUUCUAAAAACCCACAGAGUUCAUACAAACUGUUUUAAACUUUCUAAAACUUAAAACAAAAUAUCGCGAUGAAGGGGAUAUAAUCCAUUUUAACUGAACUUUCUAAUACGUUUUUUUUUUAAAAAUAAGGCCAGUUGUUUUGUUAUCAAAUCUAUUGUAUAAUAUAUAUAUGUUACAAAAAAAAAAAAUUCUAAAAACUAAACCAAGUACAUAAUUUUCCAAGUAUCUAUUUAAUGUUGUUAUAUUUUGUACAAAACUGGGUUUGUAAAUGCAAGAUUGACCAAGGAAGAGUUCAACCCUAUAUGUAAUUUAUAAACCUGUAAAUAAAAAGGCAUUUCCUAUUAAAAUAAUGUUUUAUUUAUAUAU